Molecule: messenger RNA, 1717 nt
Organism: Alternaria rosae
Lineage: Eukaryota; Fungi; Ascomycota; Dothideomycetes; Pleosporales; Pleosporaceae
Exons: 1
Coding region: 456-1337 (293 amino acids)
Source: RefSeq, a predicted model, not a curated record
GUCAAUCGCGUCUUUGGACGGCAGAGCUAGGAGUAUUUGGAAGUGUGCAUCGUGAGCGCAUGGACGUUUUUGUCUUGCUAAGGGUCUCCUAAGGCCGUUGCCAGUGAAGGGGUUCCUGGCUACAUGGCUUCCUAGAUAGCUAGGUGGAGCGAGUCAAGUGUAAUAAAUUCAUGGGCUUGCAACAGGAUGACGAUUGCGGAAUGGGUCACUUGAUGCAGUCGUCGAGAAUAAAGACCGGGGGUGUGCGCUGCUGUGGCUGAUGUUCAUGUUGUAGAAAGCUGCUCACUCUACUAUCCCAACUCUCUCACGAUCCAUAGGGCUGGCCUUGCUAAGGAUCUGAAUCUCAUUUCUCGAUACGACAUUUCGGCCCAUAUCCUCCUUCUCACCAACUAAUCAUCAGUUCGAGUUACUAUAAGUUGACGGAUAAACUCAAUUCAUUGAAGACGCCAACCGUCAUGGCGAAAACAACACGCUCACCGUUCCUGGAUAUCCUUCCCCCAGAGCUCCGUCUACAUAUCUACACACAUCUUCUCGUCGCCCCAACAUCCAUCAAAGGCUCCGUCGCCCGUCAAGACAUAAAAUACGACCUCUACACAGCCAUCCUCCGCACAAACAAACAAAUACACCACGAAGCCCGCUCCGUAUUCUUCGGCAAAAACACCUUCUACAUCACAUCCAUACCACCCACUCCAUCCAGCAAAGAUGCCAUCGACGAACAACAAGAAGAAGAAGAAGAAGGAUCCGGCGCCUUUGAACCCCCUCUCCAACUCACCGACCUCCCCCUAGUCCGCCAUCUCGAAGUCGACCUCCUCUACUACCCUACCUCCAUGACCACAUCCCUAGACUCCCGCGACGGGAUCUGGAAACCCGUUUGCACAGGCGCAGACCGCUACACCACCAGCCUAGCCUACCUCCUCAGCACCGUCUCACCCAGUCUACUCAGCUUGAAAAUCUGCGCAGACACGCGCCGCUACGUUGGAAGCAGUACCGGCCAGGGCGCUCAUGCCCUUAGCGACAAGUUCAAGGCCGAUACCGAGAGAUUGCGAGUUCAGAAACUGCUCACGGGGUUCUACAUGGCGGAUAGUAACACGUUGUUCAAGAAGGCGAUGAAGGAUUUGCUCGUCAGGGACAUUACUUUGCACUUUGAUUUUCCGGAGAGCUACUUUGAUUUCGUGGUGGGAAGGGAGAGGCUGUGCGGACAGAGCUUGGUGGAAUUGGCCGGGCAGGUGUUGGCGGCUAGGACGGAGAUUAGGUUCAAAGCUGCGUUGCAGGAGGUGGGUGUGGGUAGUGAGGUUGCCGAGGCGGGAGUCGUGAAUUUGAUCCCGUUUCCGUGCUGAGGAUUGGGUGUGUUUACGAAGGAUGGGUAAAUUGGAGGGAUUGUUUGGGACAAGCAUUUUGGCAUGAUACCAUGAUUUGAGAGUACACUGAGCAUUUGAGGGCGUUUUUGGGUUACAAAAUUUAGAUCGGUGGUUGGCAUUUGGGGGGGUACAGGCAGCGUUUGAAAGCAUCACAUUCACAUCUCUACGUCUGUCCAUCGAAGUAACGACCGGUUGAUGUAAACAAACAAGCUAUCAAGGUCGAUGCGUAUGACUCGCGAUGUAAACAAACGAAAGCUAAUCGUCCCUGACCACAUCAUUGAUCUUUGUCGUAUCCUUCAUCAUUGUCGUAAAUCGUAAGCGUCGUCUCGUACCCAUACAUGAUCCAAAAUCGCAGUCAA